Messenger RNA from Lindgomyces ingoldianus, 878 nucleotides. RefSeq lists its product as uncharacterized. The annotation marks the transcript as partial. Lineage: Eukaryota; Fungi; Ascomycota; Dothideomycetes; Pleosporales; Lindgomycetaceae. The transcript has a single exon. The record is from RefSeq and is a predicted model, not a curated record.
UCAAACGCACCCGCUGAAUUCCACUGCGCCUCAACAUUCUCCCUCCCCUGUCCCUUUGAUCUUCCUGCGUUCCUAGCCCUCCUCUACUACUGGCUAAGCCCCUGCCGAAAACCCCUACCAUCCUCAACCUUCCUUCCUCUCAUGGGAUUCCGAAUUAACCGCUUGUAUACGCGCUUACGAGAAGUUCUAUUGGCAACGCAGCAACUCUCAGCUUCAUCUGUACUUACCAACAAAUCAUCCCUAACCAAUGUGCUUCUAAAAUCUUUGCGUUCCCUGCCCCUUAAAUUUGUGUUUUCUCCUCGUUCGGAUUCGUUCUCUCAGCCUUGUGGCGGCAUUCCGGUUGGCUGUGACCAAAAAAGACACGGAAGAACUCCAGAUUUUAGAUCUACGUCUCUAAUGUAGCCCUUUCUUUGCCAUCCAUCUUCCCUAUACCUUCCAGCUAUGUCAGAAACGAAACUCCUGGAUACCAAGACACUGGCCUUCCCUGAUCAUGUAGGUGAUGAUAUCCCUCGAUACUCGAUACUUUCGCAUACAUGGAGCCGCCGAAGGUUAGCGUACCAGGAAAUGUUCAAUGCUAUGGAAAUAGUCAAACCUAAGCUACUCGGAUUUAUCAACAAGAGUUGGGUUAUAGGAUAUCAAUACACCUGGAUUGAUACAUGCUGCAUAGACGAAGCUACCAGAACGGAGCUCACCGAAUCCAUCACUUAAUGUAUUCAUGGUACAGGGACUCCACGAUUUGUCUCAUAUAUCUUGGCGACGAGGAUAUUGAAAGGCCAAUCCCGCGUGGUGUAAAGUCGAAGACCCGCGGUGGCUCAGCAGCGAUUGAUUCUUCGAGAACCCAUAGCCCCAUGAGGACUGUGUUUUCUUUGCGAGGUUGG